GAGAUGGAGAGAGAGAGAGAGAGAGAGAGAGAGAGAGAGAGAGAGAGAGAGCGAGAGCGAGAGAGGGUGGGGGGGCUUGGCUGGGAGGCUGAGGAAGACCGUGGUCCUGAGCGCAGAAGAAGAAGCAGCAGCAUCAGAAGGAGCAGAAGAAGAAGAAGGAGGGUCAUCAUCCGACGCUAGCUCAUCACUGACGACCGCUCAGGUAAAUUUAAUUUCAGGCGUUCUUCCCCCUCACCUCCUCUGGCCUGACAGACCCACCAGCCCAUCACCAUGAACUACCUUCGCCGCCGCCUAUCAGACAGCAGCUUUGUGGCCAACCUCCCCAACGGCUACAUGAUGGAUCUGCAGAGGCCGACCCCUCCAGGUUCGUCAACUUCCUCUCCCGCCUCCCCGGCUACAGAGAGGCGGAACCCCGCGAAUGUCCCGAACCAGACCCAGGGCACAGUCUCAGGCUCUGGCUCGGGCUCAGGCUCUGGCUCUGGCUCAGGCUCAGCCCCAGCCUCAGGCCCAGCUUCAGGCACAGGGAGCUUCCUCAGCUCCUUCUCCAGCGUGGUGAAGAGCGCUCAGAUGGCCCAGAACGUCGCCGCCGCUGCACACGCUAAAGCAGCAGCUGCAUCAGCUGAAGGUGCCUCUGCAGGAAGCAGUCAGCCAGCCAAGCCUGUCAUACGCAAGCCCAAGAUCCUGCUGGUGAUUGAUGAUCAGCACACGGACUGGGCCAAGUAUUUCCGAGGGAAGAAGCUGAAUGGAGAGUACGAGAUCCGGGUGGAGCAGGCGGAGUUCUCGGAGAUCAACCUGGCUUCCUACGUCAACUCGGGAUGUAUGGUGGACAUGCAGGUCAACAAAAGUGGCACUAAAGUGGUCAGGUCCUUCAAGCCAGACUUUGUCCUGAUUCGCCAGCACGCCUACAGCAUGAUCCCCGGCGAGGACUUCAGGAACCUUGUGAUUGGCCUGCAUUUUGGCGGCGUCCCGAGCAUCAACUCUCUCUUCUCCAUCUACAACUUCUGCAGCAAACCUUGGGUGUUUUCUCAGAUGAUUAAGCUCUACCACUCCCUCGGUGCUGAGAAAUUCCCCCUGAAUGAACAAACCUUCUAUCCCAACCACACACAGAUGCGUGUCGGCCGGGCCUGUACUGUUACAACCUGUCAACAGGAGGAGCGUUCACACCCUGCAGCCGCUCCGUGUCUGUCUAAGGCUGACAGCAACGUUAGGAUGUGCAGCCCCGUCGGUGUCAGGGAGGGUUUGGAUGAAGUGAGAGCAGCUGUCGAGGCGUUCCCUUCCUUCUUACAGGUAACAACUCCUUCCUACCCUGUGGUGGUCAAGAUGGGACACGCCCACUCUGGUAUGGGAAAGAUCAAAGUUGAAAACCAGCAGGACUUCCAGGACAUCACCAGCGUGGUGGCUCUGGCUGGGACCUACGCCACCACCGAGCCCUACGUUCAGUCCAAGUACGACAUCCGCAUCCAGAAGAUCGGCAACAACUACAAGGCUUACAUGAGAACGUCCAUUUCUGGCAACUGGAAGGCGAACACAGGUUCUGCCAUGUUGGAACAGAUCGCAAUGACGGACCGAUACCGGCUGUGGGUGGACUCCUGUGCUGAGAUGUUUGGUGGCCUUGACAUCUGUGCAGUGAAGGCUGUUCACGGAAAAGACGGCAACGACUAUAUCAUCGAGGUGAUGGACAGCUCUAUGCCUCUGAUUGGUGAGCAUGUGGAGGAGGAUAAACAGCUGAUCACAGAGCUGGUCAUCAACAAGAUGGCCCAAGUGCUGCUGGGAGUUUCCACACCUCAGCCUUCCUCCGUCAAGACCACACAGCCCAGACGAGGAGGACACCGCUCUGCUUCCGCUUCUCCAUCUCAGUCAGCCCAGGGCUCACCUCAGCGAGCCCGCUCAGCCACCACCUCGCCCAGCCAGGCCUUCCAGCCAGGUCCCAUCCCCGCCUCCUCCGGGCCUGGAGCUCAGAAACAGUCACCACAGCUAAACAAAUCCCAGUCGCUGACCAACACCUUCACAGAGACCUUACGAGGAAACCUGACCGACGACGAGGCCAAAGCUGAGACCAUCCGCAGCCUCCGACAGUCCUUCGCCAGCCUCUUCUCCGACUAACAACUUGCCCAGAAGCUUCUCCUUCCUGUCGGUUGUCAGGUGUGAAAACACAAAAAAAAAAAACCUGACUGGUUCAUCUGAGUCUCCUUCCUCCUCCGAGCCUCAGCUUCCUGGUCUUUCUCUUUCCUUCUCCCGGUGCAAUCCGCUGUCCUCAAGUCAACAAUAUGUUUAUCACUAGAAAGGCCAACUGGUUUUCAGAGUGUUUGUCUUCCUUACAGGAGAGAGUAAGACGUGUUGGACAUCAGACGCAGACGCAGAGUCAAACCAAACCCCAUUCAGAUUUCUGUAACUUUUACUCCACUUUAUGAUCUACUCUGUUUCCUCCUCCUCUAAGAUCAUAUAAAGACAUACUCUACACCAGGUCCAUAUACGCUUUAGUUUAGCCAUUAUUUUUUUAAAGGUGCUAUAUGUACGUUUUUUGCUAUAGCUACAUAGCCAACAUUAGCAUUAACAGCUGUUUACUCACCAGUCUAGAAGAAACGUUGCGAGUUCAACAUCAAACUUCAUUCCUUUACUUGCCAAAAGCUGUCUCCAGCGGCGGCAAGCAACACCAACUUGAACUUUUAAUUUUGGUAGCCUGCCUGUCCCGUCUUGUAAUACCACUCUGCGAUAGAGAGUCACUGUAGCGGCCAGUUCAGCAUGAGAGGAUGAAGAAGUCACACUGCACAGAGUGUGUAUAGCAUCCAUUAUCACCACCACCACCCACUCCCAGCAACAACAAAAAAAAUAAAACAUUGGAUGGCAGAGAAAACCUACAUAUAGCACCUUUCACAUGCUUCUGUAGCUGUCUCCUUAUUCCCAUAAUUCUUUGUGUUUUCAUUUAACAGCACUGCAGGGUUCAUGUUAGAGGAAAGUUGAUGCUGUAAUUUGGUUUCAAGUCGAAAACGAGGUAAAAAGCAUCAAUACAAACGUGUGAGUCGCCCCUCGAGUUCAGAUCAGCCAGUUUGGCCUUUCCAGUGGUGAAUCUAGCUGGUACUGCUUCGUAUGUAGUUGUACGGUGUUUGUACAACCAGUGAAACAGUUUGUUAUCUGUCCGUGUUUAAUUUAUUUAUAUAUUCAUUUUAAAUUUAUUUUGAUAAGUCUAAGUGACGCGCAGCUUCCAAACUGUUUGCAGAUGUUGACAGCAAUAUUCUGAUCUGAAACGGUUCCUGUGAACUCAUGAGAAAUGUUCUGAAUCCACUCGGUUCACCAGCGAUCCUCCGAGCAUCUUUGCCAGCAGCCACAGUUCUCAGACGUCCGUGUGCUGUAGACACAUAUUGGCUCUCGUAGUGACUCCUCUACCUUGGCCUAACAUUACCAAAGUGCUUUUUAAUAAAACAUUUUGAAAAAAAAGUCCCCUCUGCACUGGGUCAAGAAAAGCAUCACACAGCGAACCCGCCCUGCUGUACUGGCUUACAGCCGUCGUCUUCCAUCACAGUUCAGAUCUUCCCCUGCAAUUGUUCUGUUUCUUGAUGUUUCGUGCUUUGUGAGUGGCACUGUGGAGUAUUUUUGUGGGGGAUUUGUCAAAUCUGAAUCACUGCUGUGUGUUUAAAGGCAAACGGUGCGGAUGUGAUGUUCUAAGAUGUUUCAUGUGCUUCAGUUUCCUCAGAGACAGAAAAGAUUUGGUUGUUUAACGUCACAUCUUAUCUCUUUACUCUCCUUUAUUCUCUACAGCCAGUGUCAGCUGGGAUUAUAGACAUUUAUCAUCAUCCUUUUUUUCAGCUUGUGGUCACACGGUGUGUUUGUUAUACCUUCAUUGGUACGCUUCCAACAUGUGCUCCAUGUGAGUGAACAUACAUAGAGUCAAACUGGUGUUUUCUAAUAGAAAACCAACACAAGCUCAUGAUGUUAACUAUUCUACAAAGAGAGCAGAAACAAUGGAUGCUGUCAUUUCUUUAUGAUUUCCUGGAAAGGAUGAUGAUGUUUGAUAGUGAAAAUAUAGAUUAUGUAGGUGCCCAGAACCAGGAAGUCUUACUGUUAAUAAACAGUUGACUGAGCAGGAAUUGAACUGUUCUAAAGAUGUAAUGUGCAUACACUAUAUUGUAGCCUUCAAUGAAACAAAUAUUGUUUUUCAGUCAUUCAGAGUUAAUGACUGACACAAAUCCAUUUUAAUUUAUGUAAAUAUUAAUUUAUAUGAUAGAAAACCUAUUAUCCAUACUUGUUGUUUUGAUCAAAGAAGUGGAAGCUACCUGUUUGUUGUAAUUAUUUGCAAGUGUUCACUCUGUCAGUUCUCCUUAUAAUUAGCACUAAAUUACAUCUUUAAGAGGAAAAACAACAAUGUGAAAUUAAAUGGACCUGUUAAGUUAAUUGUCAGCAAGGUUCCUGCAGAAUUCUUGCAGCCUUGAUGUGACAGUUGCUUACAGGAGGACAUCGGCUGUUUAUGUUGCUUUUCAUGCAGAGCACAAUCACAAUCUUAUAAUCUAUAAAUUGGUCCUAUUGUAGGAAAUUAACAAGAUGUGUGGUAGUUGGCUCCAAAAUUAUCUGUGCUACAAAUACAAAGACAAGAUAUACAGUGAUUGACUGCAGUGUGAAUAUCUGUGAGCAGUAUGCAGUAGUUUAAAUGGACCUGUCUGGAUUCCAAAGUUUUUAUUGUUCUUUUAAUAAUAAUAAUAAUAAUAAUAAUAAUAAUAAUGAUAAUAAUGAUAAAAGCCUCCAUUUAAGAGUAAAAUCUAUUCAAAUGCAUGACGCUGUACAAAAUUUAUAGUUGUGUGUGCGGGUGUGUGUGUAUGUGUGUGUAAAGUUGUAAAUUUUCCAUUACGAUUAGUUAUAAUACGACCACAAAAACAGAGCUGCCCAUUUCUGCAAUAAUUAUUAUUAUAUAAGUAUAAGUAUAUAUAUAAGUUUUAACUCAUUUUGAUUUUAAACUUAGAAGCUCAACACUGUAAGAGAAACUAUUACAAUUACUACUACUAUUAUUUAUUUUACCUUAUUUAUUUUACCUUAUUUAUUUUGCCUUUCUUUCGGACGUUGCCUUCCAGUCUCACUGGCAGUAACAUCAAAAACUAACAUUGUUUGUUCAUUGCACUGAAACAGCUUAGUGUGUGUAGGUGUGACAAAACACACACUACAGUGCUCCUAACCGUACAACUGUAUAACUGUACAAAGCACUGAUCAGAGUUGUAGUUUAACUUCUACUAACAGCGGCUCUUCAGCAAAAUAAUAAGAAUAAUCUGGUAAGAAUGAGGGCCAGUAUGCUCUGUGCAUUAAAUAAUAUAAAACUGUCAAAUAUUAUAGUGUCAAAUGCUCCUUGCUUUUAACCACUGUAUGCUGUAAGCUAGUUAACCACACAUGCUAACAUGCUAACAUCGGCAGCUCAUGUUCGAGCAGAUGAACAGACUGUUUCAUCCAUUCCUCACACUUCAGCUUUGUUGUUUGUAUUUGAGCCGCAUCAAAAUGGAGAGAAGGGUUAGCCAACGGUCUGUUAGUCUGCUCACCUUCAAACAUGAGGAAGUCUGUGCCAGUGAUAUUGUCCUUUAUUGCCUUUUAAAUUUGCCAAACUGUUUGGAGAAGUAAACCUCUGAUCUGCAGUCAGCUUCAUCCCUGAGUUACUGCAGUGUUACUGAGCACUUUCUGUGUCAAAAUGGACCAAAUUAGCAUUUUGUUGUGACGGUUUACAUCAUAUUGUUUUAUUUUGUUGUAAAGAUGCCGAACACUCGGUGUGAAAAUACUGCAGUGUGAUAAGCCAUAACCAAACCAUGAGGAUUUACUGUCCCUUAUGUGCCGCGCAAUAAUGGCUGUGACGUCACCGAUAAACUGACAUAUGAACUUGGAUCACUGUGUGUUGACUUUAAAGAUGAGCUGGCCUGUCCUGCCCCUCAGAGGCACACAGCAGUAAUCAACAGAAGUCAUACGGGAGGAAAGAUAAACUUUGAUGUCGCUUCUCUCACUUUUACCAGACUUUGGCUUUAAAAUGCAGUUUAGGAUCUAGUCGAUGCUCAUCUCUUGGGUCAGAUUAUAAACAAUGACCAGAUGUCAAAUGAUUUUUGAAGUAUACAUUUGCAUUUACAUUUUUUUUAUUUUAGGAACAGACAAAGAGUCUCAUUCAGCUGCUAUAAACUAGUAGCUUAACACACCUGUAUUUUUUUUAUUUGACUCAAUUUGAACUGAGCUGCAAACUUUACUAGUAACUACCUCAAGUUCAGCAGUCCUCUGCAGAAAAUAUAGAGUGGUAGUACUGGAAAAGAUUUUGUGAAAUGAGCAAAAUGUAACUAAGAGCUUAUCAGUUUGAUACAUGUACUGUAGAGAACCAACAGUGUAGUGUGUGUGACAUCAACCUGAGGAAGUCUAGAUUCCCUGCAAAACCCAAACAUCUGCAUGUGACAACUAACACAGUAAUGAUGUAAGAGCUACUCAGUCACUCAGUCAUGCCCAAAUUAUUUGCCUCUUUAAGUAUUAGUAUCCACUUAAUGGAAUUGAAUUAAAUGCAUAUAACUACUCAUUCUGGAGAAAAAUUGGCAUUUCCCACGUUAUACCAAGCAUCAGCGUCUGGGACUGAAAAAUGAAGCCAACACUGAACUGACAGAAACUGCUGUUCCUCUAAUGACCACUUGAGUCUUGCUCCAAAAGUGAGUCAAUCCCCAUAGACUCCCAUGUUAAACAGUUUGGUCUCUAUUGCUAAUUCCCUCCUUCAUAACAACUGUACAGGGGGUGAAUUUUAAAAUAAUUCACCUGUCUAAAUUUUAUUAAGGCUUAAAGUUGUACACAAUUGAGGGCGUGGCCACUUUGAGUGACAGGUGGGUGAGCGUAUGCUUGCCACAGACUGGCUCCACACACGCCCCACCUCUUUGCCCAUUUUUGGAUUAGCCGGGAGUCAGGCGCUGCCAAGAUGGCAACGGCAAAGCAGCCCACUCUGAGCUUUAAAACUACUCUUCAGAAACCUAUGGGUGACGUCACAGAGGCUACACCCAUCUUUAUAUACAGUAUAUGCAGUAUAUACAUCAUGGAUGGAUAACCUACUAAGCUAAGUAGGCAACUGCUCCAGGAGCACUGCCUGGUCUGUGGUAACAGUUUUGACCAUAUUAUUAGUAAAUAACUUUCUUCAUUUAUAUCAAGUCAGUUAAAAAUGUAAUUUUUGCAGUAUGCCUCAGCAGAGCACAAUAUAACCUGAAAUGCUAAUUUUCAAAGAGUCUUAUGUUUACGUUUACCUUUUAUUAUUUCAGACAAUAUUGUGCUUACUGCAUGUAUGUGUAUACAUGUUCCUAAAUACAUUUUGUUUAAAAAUUCCACACUGUCCAAAAUGAUGAGGAUAGUUUGAUGUCAGUUUUCUUAAUUAGGAUCGAAUUAAUGCCACACAUAGUGUAUGCUCAUCUGUUUGAUCAGAGUGAAUGAAACCAGAUCUUAGAUGAGCUCAUUUUUCCAUCAGCUGUGAUUUGCUAUACUAGCUUUUCAUGUAUGUAUUCAUUUUUAUGUAGAUAAAUAUAGAUAUAGAUAAAUAAUAAACCUUGGGGGGUGGGAUAGUUGGAUAUUUUUGUCCCAGAGCCCCAGAGCAGAUUAAUCCAGCCCUGGUUCAGUGUUUUUUCUUUUCACCAUAAGCACUAGAGGAACAGUUCAAAGAUCAUUUGUUAUUAUGAUGAUAAUGAGGCUUAAAGAGAAGUGUCUUUUAAUGUUGUUUUUUUGAUUGGCAGCUUUCUCAGCCAAUCACAGCCUCAGCUCCUCAGAAUGGUUCUAUCAAACUCUAUUGUUGAUGUCACAGACACUCCAUCAGCAGUCUCUUACAGUUUGUGCUCAUUUCACAAACCUUUGUGAGACGAGUUGCAUCACUUCAGCCCGUCUGUUCUUUUACUACAUGAUUUCACUUAAACACAACAUUUUGUGUGGAGAAAAUGCAAUUCUCUGCUGCGUUUAACUUUGUCUUUUCUUUUGGUUAUGACAUGGUUGAGUCGCUGGCUCAGCUUUGGGUGCAUUGAACUGAUACACAGCCUAACACUGAAUUGAAUAUGCAGCCAUUAAUAUAGCUAAUACUGCAAGGAAAUCCAGUCCACUUUAAAUGUGGUAUUUGUAAAUGUGAGAAAUAUUGUCAUUGCAUGGGUUUAUUUGCUGAUCUCUCAGUCCACUGUGUCCCUCCCUCUCUGCUGAAUGGUGGGUGGUAUUGUAUGGUACUUUUAACUGUAUUGACGUUCUGUAUAUUGGUGUAAAUGUGGCAUGAAAACCGACCCCUCUUGUGUGCCUCAGGUGUGUAAAUUUGGUUACGUGAUCUUAAUGUCUGGCUGCUUAUUUGUGAGAAGUGUGAUGCAUCUCAUGUGUUUCUGUAAUUUAUAAGUAUUAAGAUUAUUUUUGUUUUCUGUACUUAUGUUCUUUUGUCUGAAAAUCAAGAUUUCUGUUAUUAAAAGUAACAACUUUUAUUAUA
This is a messenger RNA of Seriola aureovittata, 8428 nucleotides long. Its product is annotated as synapsin-3-like. NCBI's taxonomy places the organism in Eukaryota, Metazoa, Chordata, Actinopteri, Carangiformes, Carangidae. Gene Ontology annotation, cellular component: synaptic vesicle; synaptic vesicle membrane. The coding region runs from base 271 to 2103 and encodes 610 amino acids. The transcript has 15 exons. Gene Ontology annotation, biological process: neurotransmitter secretion. The record is from RefSeq and is a predicted model, not a curated record. Gene Ontology annotation, molecular function: ATP binding.